AUGAAUGAAGAAGUAAUUCAAAACGAAGCAAGUUCAAAUACUUCACCUAAAAAGCUAACAUUUGUAUACGAAACACCGAAGACAUUUAUGAAAAAGAAAUCCAAAUCCAGGAGCCAUCCCUAUCCAGCCAUGAAUAGUAUGAUGCAAAAUGGAUUAGACUUAAAUACCACAUCUAAAAGAAUAAAUAAGAAAUUCAGGUUCAGGAACUUUUCUUAUCCAAUCAUGAAGGGAAUGAUGCAAACUGGAUUAGACUUAAAUACAGCCAAGUCUUUAUUAGAACCUAGGCAUAAAGGAAACUUGAAUACAGUAUCUCAUGCUUCUUCUAGUUCAACAAGCCAAAAUAUUUAUAUAAAUCUACUUUAUGAAAGGCCAUAUUCUUUGCAAUAUGAAUCUAGACAUAAAGAACAAUUGGCUAGUAAUAUACUUUUACCUGAAUUUUAUUGUUCAAAUACAGUACCCGGAACUUCUUUUAUUUCAACAAACCAAAAUAUAUAUUCAGGUCAACUUUGUGAAGAGCCUGAAACAUAUUCUAUGCAAGAUGAUGCUUGUAUCGAAACUCACGUUGCAGAAUGGGCUCGUAUAUUAGUCGGUGAAAGUUUUAACUCCCAAUUAAAUGCUGGUGUAAGUUCUGGCCAAGAAACUAAUAUUACGAAUGUAGAUUAUUUAUCUGGUCCCAAGAUAAUUACUUCGUUAUAUGAUAUUACCUCUGAUACGCGAAUUCUUUGUUUUGAACAUCAGGACGAUAUGAAUAUUACGCUUUCUGGUUUGAGAUUUUUGAACCAUAAGAAAUUUAACGCCUAG
Cetraspora pellucida is the source of this 801-nucleotide messenger RNA. Lineage: Eukaryota; Fungi; Glomeromycota; Glomeromycetes; Diversisporales; Gigasporaceae. The record is from the annotation of a GenBank genome assembly.